This is a messenger RNA of Didymodactylos carnosus, 786 nucleotides long. The record is from the annotation of a GenBank genome assembly. Lineage: Eukaryota; Metazoa; Rotifera; Eurotatoria; Philodinida; Philodinidae.
AUGGAAGAUCGACAAAAGCUCAAACCAUGGUUUUUAUAUUUAAAACUAUUUAUCACUGCACUCUCUCGACUUCCAUCUACUACUGAUACUGUCUAUCGAGGAGUAAAAGCUGAUUUAACAGAUCAAUAUAAACCUAAUAGCAAUUUAAUUUGGUGGGGUGUUAGUUCAUGCACAGACAAUAUUGAUAUUCUCCAAUCAGAGCAAUUCUGUGGUAAGACAGGUACACGGACAAUCUUUGUGAUUAAAUGUCUUAAUGGCCGGUCUGUCAAAAAUCAUUCGUAUUGCAAACAGGAAAACGAAAUUAUAUUAAUGCCGGGUAGCUAUUUUCGAGUAGAUGGCCGGUACAAUCCUUCUGAUGAAUUCCACAUGGUACAACUUCAAGAAAUAAAACCACCUUAUGAUUUAUUUUCACUUCCAGUGAUCAAUCAAUGGCGUCAAAUAGCACCCGGAAUUUGUCUGGAAGGCAUAUACACCAAUAAAGAAUGCAUCGCAUAUCAACAAGAAGUUAUUAUUUCCAUCGGUUUCAAACAAUUUGAUGUUCUUGUUGAUGCGAAUGCAUCAAUCGUUAAGUGUCCGAUGUGUUCUAAUUACGUUGAAAUUUUAAAAGUGAGUUUUAGCCAUUGCCGAUGGCGCUGGUAUGGUAUUAAACAAAUAGUACCUUAUGAAGAGCCUACUUGUUGCAUGAAAGAUUGGUCUCAUGCGGAUGAUUACUCGAUUUUUGAACAUGAUAUUCAAGGAACAAGUAUUUGGCUACAAUUAAUUAUUGAGGCAAAACCAAAGUCUUAG